AUGCAAAAUGCUGGAGCCGCAAUGCUAAGGCAGAAAUGCUUGAGCGGAGACAAAGGGCUUUCCUUCGUACCCAUGGUGGGAGCUUGGCCUGUUUCAAGAAGCAGCGCGAUUAAUAAUAAUAAUAUUUUAGAUUAUUUAUUAUUCCCUAGCCACUCUCUGCUCCUUUACCUGGUGCCUGCUGCAUGUACAGAGAUUAGCGAAGGUUGCAAACUGCCUGCGGGAGAGAAAAUGCAGAGCGGCGGCGAAACCCCCAGCUUUCCCCGAGGCCGCAGCCGAGCCGAGCCGCCCCACGGCUCCAGGUAA
Messenger RNA from Podarcis lilfordi (Lilford's wall lizard), 303 nucleotides. NCBI's taxonomy places the organism in Eukaryota, Metazoa, Chordata, Lepidosauria, Squamata, Lacertidae. The record is from the annotation of a GenBank genome assembly.